UGUAUUUCGAUAAACAUCUAUCUAUAUCCCAAGUAAUUUUCAAAAUCGUUUGUUCUAAAUAAUUUGUAGCAACAACUUUUAAUAUGCAUAAUAGUUCUCUUCUGAGAUUCGCUUACUGAAACUUUUUCAUUGAAGGCACAAGCUAAAUGUCAUAGUGUAAGAAGAUAGAUAGAUAGAUAGAACAGAGAGAUAGAAAGAGAAAAAUAAUUAGAUAGAGAAAGAGAGAGGUUGUAAAGAAUUUAACACCACAUUUCAAUCUACAGGUUUCCUUUUAAUAUAUAUACGGUGUGACCGUUGGACCGAGCGAAGCAUGAUAUGGUCAUUGGCGUGUACCAAGUGAUAGUCAUAAUUCUGUUCAAGUUGCACAGAAUGACCUCAGCUCGCCGUCCUCCCGAUCCAGUCUUCACCCUAAGGGGAAGUGGCUGUCCCAUCACCUGUCUGAAGUUUUCUGACCAGUGGCUAUUUUCUGGAUCAGAAGAUGGUACUGUCCAUAUCUGGGACCUGAGAACUCGCCGGCCACUGGGGACACUGCCGGCUCAUCCCGGGCACUCAGUGCUGUGGAUCGAGUUUUUCACCAAUGAUCAGAUGGUGACUUUUGGUAAAAAUGGUGUGGCUAAUGUUUGGAGAGCUGCAGAAUCAUCCUGGAAAUGUACAGAUGAGAUAAAGACAUCAGCAAUGGGGUUCUGUCCUGGUGCUAUGCUGAAACAUGACAAUUUACUUGCCCUUCCAAGUGAUAAAACUUCAGCAGUCGACUUGUAUGAUAUUAAAACUCUGAAGAAAGUUGGAUCCCUCUAUGAUACUGGUUCAAACUUUGGAAUGACAAUGAGUUUAAAGUCAGUUUCUGAAACUUCUCAGUUUUUUGUUGGAUAUGAAGAUGGCAGUGUUGGAUUAUGGGAUAGCAAACAGUCUCAGAUCUUGGACAAGACUAAAUUCUUCCAUGACUGUGUGAUGUGUCUUGAUUACAACUCUGUUGCUAAUCUAGGGAUUUGUGGAUCUCCAAGCAAUGAAUUAGCAACGUGGAACAUUGCAGAGAGAUUAAUAAAUAGAACAACCAACUUAGGAGUGACAAACCCAGGGUUUAACGAUGUUCGAAUUCGUGAUGACCACAAGAUUAUAGCCACAGCUGGUUGGGAUCAUCAGGUGCGGAUCUUUGGGGUGCGGAAUAUGAAGCCCCUAGCUGUGUUAUCGUAUCACAAGGACAGUGUUCAAUGCUUGGCCUUUUCCAAUGACAAUUUACUGGCAUGUGGUUCCAAGGACCAGCACAUUAGUCUCUGGAAAAUCUUCUGAUUUAAGAUUUUCACAUAACAUGUAACUGUUUUCAUGUGAUUUUUGUGGAAAUUAAUAAAUACAAGAUUUAUAUA
Messenger RNA from Ostrea edulis (European flat oyster), 1361 nucleotides. RefSeq names its product guanine nucleotide-binding protein subunit beta-like protein 1. Lineage: Eukaryota; Metazoa; Mollusca; Bivalvia; Ostreida; Ostreidae. The record is from RefSeq and is a predicted model, not a curated record. The coding region runs from base 316 to 1287 and encodes 323 amino acids. The transcript has 3 exons. Gene Ontology annotation, molecular function: protein binding.